Messenger RNA from Euleptes europaea (tarantolino), 763 nucleotides. It is a transcript of the gene DERL2, whose product is annotated as derlin 2. Gene Ontology annotation, biological process: endoplasmic reticulum unfolded protein response. The transcript has 7 exons. Gene Ontology annotation, molecular function: ubiquitin-specific protease binding; misfolded protein binding. NCBI's taxonomy places the organism in Eukaryota, Metazoa, Chordata, Lepidosauria, Squamata, Sphaerodactylidae. The coding region runs from base 41 to 760 and encodes 239 amino acids. The record is from RefSeq and is a predicted model, not a curated record. Gene Ontology annotation, cellular component: endoplasmic reticulum membrane; Hrd1p ubiquitin ligase ERAD-L complex.
CGCGACAAGGUGGGAGAGGAGCUGCGGCCACGGCGCCAGGAUGGCGUACCGGACUUUCCGCCAGGAGUACCUUCAUAUGCCUGUUGUCACCCGGGCCUACACCACCGCCUGUGUCCUCACAACCGCCGCCGUGCAAUUAGAAUUAAUCACCCCGUUUCAGCUAUACUUCAACCCAGAAUUAAUAUUUAAAAACUAUCAAGUAUGGAGGCUGAUUACCAACUUCCUUUUCUUCGGACCAGUUGGAUUUAAUUUUUUAUUUAAUAUGAUAUUUUUAUACCGCUACUGCCGAAUGCUUGAGGAAGGAUCGUUCCGAGGUCGGACGGCAGACUUCGUAUUUAUGUUCUUUUUUGGCGGCCUGUUAAUGACUAUAUUUGGCUUGUUUGUCAACCUGGUUUUCUUAGGGCAGGCAUUCACAAUAAUGCUGGUGUACGUCUGGAGCCGCCGGAACCCUUUUGUCCGCAUGAACUUUUUUGGGCUUCUCAUCUUCCAGGCCCCAUUUCUUCCCUGGAUUCUCAUGGGGUUUUCACUGUUAUUGGGCAACUCUAUUAUCGUGGAUCUCCUAGGUAUUGCUGUAGGCCAUAUAUAUUUCUUCUUAGAAGAUGUUUUCCCGAAUCAGCCUGGUGGAGUAAGGCUGCUCAAAACGCCAUCUAUUCUGAAAAUAAUAUUUGAUUCACCAGAAGACGACCCCAAUUACAACCCUCUGCCUGAAGAACGGCCAGGAGGCUUUGACUGGGGUGAAGGCCAGCGUCUUGGAGGCUGAACA